CUCAUCAUUGUGGGCUCGUUUCCAUCAUUGGUAGCUUGGCCCUUGGCGCCAUGCCACCCAAAUUGCCAGAGGGCAAGUACUGCGAACUGCCCCAGCAAGGUGUAAAGCUCUACUACGAGAUUCAAGGUCCUCUUCGUCGGGAUUUUCAAGGGGAGAAGGAGGAAGUGCUUUUCCUGCUAAUGGGCUCAGUGGCGGACCUGCGAAAGACCACGGAUCAGCAGUUUGUCAAUGCGGGACUCGGAAUGUUCAAAGUCUUCACCUUUGAUCAUCGCAACACUGGACGGUCAAGCAUCAAGGAUGAGCCUUGUAGCAUGGAAGAUUAUGCUGAUGAUGCUGCGGCCUUACUGGAGGCUGUUAUGCCACAGAGGCUCCCCGUUUGCGUCAUGGGCGUGUCCUUUGGCGCGAUGGUGGCGCAGCACAUGGCGCUCCGACAUCCGAAGCUCAUCAAGCGCUUAGUGCUUUGCUGCGGUCCAAGUGGUGGAGAUGGCGGUAUGUCGUAUCCCAUCCAUGAGUGGUACAGCCCCGGCGUCUCCAUGGAGGAUCGAGUGACGCGAAGGAUCUUCCAGGCGAAUCGUUCCAGGGAUGCCGCGUGGAAGCAAAGGUGCAAGAGUGAGUGGGAGAUGGUUUACACGCUGUUGAUGAGAGAUGAGAAAGUUGGUCUUGAUGAGCCACUUCGUGCUGAGGGGAUACAUCGGCAACUGGAAGCUAGGAAACAGCAUGAUGUGUGGGCCAGGUUGCCAGAGCUCCAGAUCGAAACGCUGGUCUGCGGAAGUCCAGAAGACAACAUCACACCUGUGGAGCUUCUGGAAAAACUCGCUGCACGCAUUGGAUGCGAGAAGAAGCUCGAUUUCGAGGGCGGUCAUGCGUUUGCAGCGGCGGAUGCGAAGUGUUUGCCUUUCAUCAACGACUGGCUGAGGAGGCCCAGUGUGUCUGCCGAGACGUCCAAUGGUCACAGUGUGCUAUGGAAAGUCAUAGGAGGAGCAGACAAAGGUGGCAUCAUCGUGAGAAGUGGCCCUGGAUUGACUGAUGAGUUGGCAAAGGAACGCCUCACCACGGGCGCACUGGUGGAGGAGGUCGAGAGCCGCGGCGACCGGAUCCGUUAUCGAUUACAACAGGGUACAGGUCCUCGUGAAGGUUGGGUCACAGUAAGGUUGGCUGGCGGCAAGGAAUUGCUGAGUAGGGCUUGAGUAAAUGAUUAAGAUUAUCGAUUGAUUAAAAAAUA
This is a messenger RNA of Cladocopium goreaui, 1222 nucleotides long. Lineage: Eukaryota; Dinophyceae; Suessiales; Symbiodiniaceae. The record is from the annotation of a GenBank genome assembly.